AUGGAGCAAAUUCGUGAGCAAACAUUGCACCAGCUUCCUUCACAUUUCCUUUCAUGCGCUGGAAAGAGUUUUAAAGAUAAUUUCGAUUUAUCUUCUGAAAUGGACUUUGAACAUGCGUACGCAAUGUACAAUACGUUACAGCACAAAAAUGCGAAAGCUGCCGUGGAACAAUUGAAAAAAGUGCAAAUGUUGAAUGAACAAUAUAAGACAGUGCUACUGCAAACACAGACUCUAAGCACUAGUUUUCCAGGAAACCAGGAGUAUCGGUUUUUCAAUAUCAACAAUACUCCAUCCGCUGCCACUGCACCACCAAGUCAUAGCCAGUAUUGCGAUAUUAACGUUCCGUCUCAAGACUAUCAACAAAAUCCAUCAAAUGAAUUGAGAAAGGAAGAGAAUCAGAAGGUUGACAUGUUACAUACUGUUGAUGCUCAAUUUUUUGAUCCUUCUAAUGAGUUUAGCAACAUAUUACAGAAAGAAGGUAGAUUAGAAGAUGAGCCAAGUGAUGUUGAAAAUGAAUUUGAUAAAUUUUUCUCUAAUACAGAGUCUGAUGCCUUGGACAAGUUUUUGGAUAAUUUGGCAAAUCCGAAUACAACAGAUCCAUUAAAAUUUUAUAAUAUUUAUGAUCAUCAUAAUGAAGCGACUUCGAAACCUAUCAAUACCACAAAUGAGGUACUUAGCUUGUAUGAUAAAAAACACAAAUCCUUGAGUACUAAGGAUCAGCAUAAAAUUAAUGAAAAUAUGAAGGAUGAAUUAGCAGAGGCAUUCGGCCAACCACUUUCGAGGGACUUUAGUGGAUCUGAAACUGCAUCACCAAGGCAGAAUCAAUUGCCCACACCAGUGGACAGCAGGCAGUCUUCUCUGUGUGCCCUGGGCGAUGAAGAUAUCACGUAUGGAAAAAGAGGACUUGAUGAUAAUGGGAUAUCUUCACCUUCCCCGAAGAAACGUAAGAGAUUAUCUCAUAAACCCUUGCUUUCUUUGGAGCAAAAAAGAUUAAAUCACUCUCACUCAGAGCAAAAAAGGAGGCAAUUGUGCAAGAUGGCAUAUGAUAGGUGUUUAAGACUUAUAGUGAACGUUGAAGAAUACAACAAAGAAGUUAACAAUAACAAAAAGUCUAAAAGAGCGAAAUUUAAAAAAUACGGCUUGCCAAACUUAUCAAAGCAUACUGCUUUAGUUAAAAUAAGUCAUGAAAUUACGAGAAUAAAAUGCAAGAAUGAGGAAUUAUUAAGGCUACUUAAUGAGAAGCUGUAA
Messenger RNA from Priceomyces carsonii, 1248 nucleotides. RefSeq lists its product as uncharacterized. The record is from RefSeq and is a predicted model, not a curated record. NCBI's taxonomy places the organism in Eukaryota, Fungi, Ascomycota, Pichiomycetes, Serinales, Debaryomycetaceae. The transcript has a single exon. Bases 1 to 1248 code for a protein of 415 amino acids.